GGUUUUUUUUUUUAAUUGAUUAAAUCCUUUCAGCUGCCAACAUGAACAUAUUUAACUUUUUUAUUAUUAUUAUUUUUAUUAUCGGGUCGGAGUUCAGAUCGUGGGGUUUUUGGGACUCGUCCCUGAAGCCCCUCACUGGCCGCUGUGUGGGGGAUUUAAAGAGAAAACCUCUGGCAACCCACGCAGAGGCGAAGGACCUACCACACGAGAGAGAGAGAGUUUUCAAUCCCUCCCCGGCACUCACGUUCAAUAGUGAAAGUGAAUUGCAGCAGAGGCGUGAGACAGAACGCGGGGGGAAUUUUCGAACCUGCAGAGAGAGAGAGAGAGAGAGAGAGCGGUGGUCAUCACGGAGCUCCGCAUCACCGCCGCGCAGGACAGCGACUUUCACCCUGAGCAUUUAACACAAUUCAACCCACUAUCCUGGCCCAUAGAUUGGUAGAGGACUUUUCACUGGAUGGAGGUCUGAUUCUAUGGUUGCUUGACUUUCUAAGACAGAGAGUCCAACGUGUAAAGACACUCAACACGGACGAUGAGGAAAUGAGCUCUGAUGGUCACUACGUCAGCGUAAUGAAGGGAUUGUUGAAGAUUGUUGUGGCUGGAGUUUUCCUGACUGUCAGUGUGUGUGAUGCUGAAUGCAUGAAGCAUAGUUUUAAAAAACACAUCAUAGACGUUUUAUUAAUCGAUCACUGGUUCCAGAUGAACAUAUUCACCCCUCCUGGUGAGGAGGUUACGGUGCUGCAUGAAUUCCUCGCUGUCAUUAACAUCAUCUGCUCGAGUUUACGAGCAAACACAGAUCCCACAAAAAACAACGUGGACCCGAUUAAUGGGAGCUUACGGACAAAGAUAGUGUGGAUAUAUGAACAAAUGUUGAAAAAUCUGGUCAAAGGUCGGGUUUGUGAUAAAAAUCCAAGUGUACAGUGCUGUGAUAAUUAUAAGUGCUAUAAAUCUUAUGGCACGAGUUUCAUCAACACAACACAGUUUGAGAACAUGUAUAAAAAAGUCUGCCAGUGGAAUGGAUCAAUCCCAGGUACAAUGUGCCCGUUCCCUCAGGAUUAUUUGGACACAACAGCAUUUACUCCUGUUCCUGAGCAAAAUGCUUCCCGCCAGCCCGUAAUACAGGAUGCCCAGAAUCCUAUGUUUAAAGGCCUGGUGGUGUCAGCGGUGAUAAACAUCAUCCUCAUGCUUCUCUUAUUUCUCCUUGUCAUGAAGAUUUGUUGUUACAGCAGCGAACCUCAGGGAGACAGUCAGGCACGUGUUGAUGAAGAGAACUUGGCUCUACACAGGGGAAAUACAGGAAAUAUAAACCAGGAUCAGAAUGAUUCAGGAAGGGAUAAAGAGAAUGAAGUUUCUGUUUCAGAGCAUCAUAAAUAAACCCACAGUGUGCUGAGUCUUGGAUAAAACCUCAGUGUUCAGUGAAGGGGAUGGAGUUAAAAAUCUCUGCAUGAAAGGAAGCUGGAUUUUGGACUGAAGCUGAUGAAGAUUAUGAAUGACACAUUCAUCGUCUGGGGGUAAUUCUGUCCAUAUUAAAGGCUGCUGGCAUAAAAUCACAAAGGAAAAGUGACAGACUCAACACACCGGCACUGUGACCCUGUGGGUGUCUCAGUAAACCUGAACAAACUGACAGUGAAGUGCUGAUGUCUGGACUGAGCAGUAAAUUAAAAGCUUGAUUAGGAAAUGAGUGACUCCACCUGAGGGAGGACAUUAACAGCGAUCACUGGGCCCAAACACUGCAGAAGAAGUAUGACAGAGGUUGUUGGAUUAAGCAGUUGGUGGUGUUGUGAGACUCUGACAGCAAGUCACUGUUUAUCCUAUGCAUGUGAUCAAAUUUCCAUUAUUGAACAUUCUCGAACUUUGAAUUGAAUUGCAUGUUAAUUCAUCACAUCGCCAUUCCAACACCACAGCUACAUACAGCUAACACACACUGUACUGUUUGCAUGAUAAGCUAAUAUAUAGUUGAUACAUACACACACACACAGUCCUCUGCAAAAGUCUUAUGCAUGUGUAAAGAAAUGCUUUCGACCAAAAAUGGCUUAAAAAAUAAUGAAAUGAAAUGUUUCACCAUUUAAAAAAAUACUAUAAGCAGUAAUCAGUGAGCCAUAAUAAAUGAAACAAAGUCAGUAUUUGGUGUGAGACGACCCUUUGGUUUAAAAAAAAAAUCUCCGUCUCAGGUCCAGUGAGGUCAGUUUUAUGUGGAAAUGAUCUGUAGGUUUUCCUGAGCAUCUUACAGAACCAGCCGCAGUUCUUCUGGACACUUUGACUGUCACACUCACUUCUUCAUUUUACACCAAAACCCAGCAGCCUUCAUUAUGCUUUCUUUUUUCAUCUGAAAAGUGCUCUCUUAUGGAAUACGCUGUUCACAUACAAACUUUUUUUUUCUGUAACAUUUAAUUUUGUGUUGGAAAACGAACGUUUGGGCUCUAAAAUGUUUUUGUACUGACUCGAUAAUGUAGAAGUCAUCAAAUAGAAAUCUAUAACAAAGUUUGUAUGGAAAAAAAUAGGGAGCCAAGACUUUUGAACAGGACUAUUUAUAUAUAUAAAAUGUGUGUAUGUAUGUGUGUUUUAUAUGUGUGUGAUAAAUAAUGACAGUUAUUAUAAAUUCACUGAUGAAGCAGACAAACACUGACAGUUUUCACCUUUUCAACAAAUCCCAAGCCCUAAAUAUGCCCCGCCCCCUUCAUUUCCUCGCCCCCUUUAAAUGGCACAAUAUUAGCUUACUCGAAUCUGAUUGGCUCAUAUAUUUUAUGAUGUAGUAACAGUUUGUUGUUGUGACAUUCUUGUCGUGAUUUUCAGCUGUUUCUCACUUUUAACACUUUGACUGUCAGUGUUCUUGAACUUCAUUGAAAUAAUUUAAUAAUGAAAAAAUAUAUUUUAUUAAGUUUGUGUUUGUGGGUGGCACGGUGGUGUAGUGGUUAGCGCUGUCGCCU
Messenger RNA from Neoarius graeffei (lesser salmon catfish), 2924 nucleotides. RefSeq lists its product as uncharacterized. The transcript has 13 exons. The coding region runs from base 538 to 1371 and encodes 277 amino acids. The record is from RefSeq and is a predicted model, not a curated record. Lineage: Eukaryota; Metazoa; Chordata; Actinopteri; Siluriformes; Ariidae.